This is a messenger RNA of Diaporthe batatas, 6775 nucleotides long. RefSeq lists its product as uncharacterized. The transcript has 4 exons. Lineage: Eukaryota; Fungi; Ascomycota; Sordariomycetes; Diaporthales; Diaporthaceae. Bases 82 to 6666 code for a protein of 2194 amino acids. The record is from RefSeq and is a predicted model, not a curated record. Gene Ontology annotation, molecular function: protein binding.
UUUUAUGAAUGGCGAUCCACUGUUACCCCAGGCCAAGACCUCACCUAACAAUAGCUUGUUGCAUUAGAUGCACGUCUCAAGAUGGCGGAAGCUCUUGGACUCGCUAGUAGUAUCGUUGCCUUAGUCCAGCUAUCGGCUUCUGUGUACUCCGCCACAUCAAAGUUCUGCCGGGAGGCCAAAGACGCCAAAUCCAAGAUCAACGCUCUAGCAACUCAGAUAAGAAACCUCUCGGGCGUGCUUCAGAGUCUGUCGUUAUUGGCAUCCGCGCCCCUCUUCGACGAUUUCGGUGUGUCCGGCACAGACUUCAGGAAUACCUACAUAGAGUCUUGCCACAGCACACUCCACAAGAUCAAGCGAAAGCUUGAGAAAGCUGAGUGGGACAUUGAGACCGGAGGAAACAGGAAACUCAUCACACGAAGUCUCAAAUGGCCCUUCUCAUCCCAAGAAACGAAUGAGCUGGUCGCAGAAUUGAGCCAACAUCAGAAUGUUCUGCAGCUGGCACUCUCAGCUGACACAAUGUCCCAGUUGCUUCAGUGCUUGGCCAACACUGAGAGUACAGCGAAGUCGGUUCUGCAUCUCAACCAAAUGUUUGAUAGGAAACAGAACAUCGACUUGCGCACAGAGUUAACAAAGAAGCGAGAGGAGAUUGUACGGUUUUUCAUAAAGGUCAAUCCCGAGGACUACCUGCAGGAUUGCCGAAGUCGCCGACAACCGAACACAGGGAAAUGGCUGACUGAAAGAAAUGAGAGCUUUCAAGAUUGGUUGAACUCGCCAGGAUCUCAGAUAUGGUUGAGCGGCAUACCAGGCGCGGGAAAGACCAUGCUUUGCGGCACUGUGAUCGAAGAGAUACUACAGAAGCAGUCCACUUCUACAGCGGUGGCAUUCUUCUUCUGUGAUUAUAAGUCCGCGGAAAGCCAGGAACCUAUCAACGUUCUUGGUGCUCUAGCUGUGCAAAUUGCGAAACAGGCCGAUGCAGCAUUUGAGUUGCUCGAAGCCUAUUACGAAGAACUCCAUCCCCAGAACGGGAUGGCCAAGCCGCCGGAGAGGAAGGGCAUGAUCAAAGUCAUUCAAGCCAUGAUCAAUCAGUAUGAUAGCGCCUACGUUGCUGUUGAUGGCCUUGACGAGUGCGGCUCCAAAGCCGUCGAGGUGAUCCAUGCACUCAAGGAGCUGGCGAACGGCGAUCAAGUUACCAUGGCUCUUUUCAGCCGAUAUGAGCCCGACAUAGCGGAUGAGCUUUCCGACAGUCUUCGCAUCGAGAUAGCCGCUCAUACGGAGGACCUUGAGCUAUAUGUCCUUGCGCAAAUGGAGACUCGCAAGAGGUUAGCGAGCUUGGCUGUGAGGAAUGCUGAGCUUCACAAGCAUAUUCUGCGUACACUGAUCCAAGGUGCCAAUGGAAUGUUCCGGUGGGUCGCUUGCCAACUGGACUAUAUUGACGGUCUUCCGAGCGAUGGACGACGGCGAAGAGCUUUGUCUGAGCUUCCGCCCACACUUUUCGAGACGUAUGAUAGAAUUCUGGAUCGAAUCAUGCAAGGAGAUGAACAAAGUCAAGACCUAUGUCGGAAGGCUUUGCAUUGGAUCGGCUUGGGCUCCUACUCACUCAAUUCUCGGGCGCUUUGCGAAGCCAUUUCAAUUCCGGUCGACCAGGACGAGGCCGAUCCGGAGCAAUUCGUGGAUACAGAGUGGGUCUCACGCAGUUGCAGCAGCCUUAUCCGUCUUUCUGGCCAGUCUUUCAAAAUCCCACAUUUUCAGCUGGCCCAUUUCACAGUCAAGGAGUACCUGCGAAGUAUCGAGCCACGGUCGAAAAGGGGCGCUUUUCGAUUCUCCGAGGGCGAAGCAAUCCAAGAGCUGCUUGAGACAUCGUUGAGGUUCUUAACCUUCCCAGUUUUCGAUCAGGCCCCAAUGAUCGCCGUCUCCGAGAUCGAGCGGAUGGAGCAAAGAAACCAAAAACAUCCAUUUUACCCUGCCGCUGCAAGAUACAUCUUCUUCUGGAACACUGACGGUGGGAACAUUGAUGCAGCCAUGGGCAACGAGCUCGCAUCUCUAGUCAACGAUGAGACCAUGAUGCAAUACGCUAUGAAGCUAUUUGACCCUGAUAAGACGACAUUUUUCCAUUCCUGGGUCCUUCAAGCUAUUUGGCUCUGGAAAAUUGAGUCCCGUGGAGCCCUCUUUCCCGAGAUUGUUGGACUCCUCUUCGCGCCUGAGUUUUCAACACUGCACGUUGCCGCCACCCUUGCGCUUCCAUCAAUCUGUAAAUAUCUCGUUGAGACCCGAAACUUCGACAUUAACAAAUGGUGUCGAAUUGGAACACCUUUGCAUGGCCUUAUGACUGGCAUUGGAAUCUAUCACCCCAACGAUCACGGCCAUUUUCAAUUUCGCUCAUAUCAUGGGACCCGCCUCAAACCAGCGACAUGCACACAGUAUAGGGAGUGUUUGGAAAUCUUUGUUCGACACAGUGCCGACACUUCCGCUCGGUUGGGAGGUUGGAGUGUUUUCCAGAUGGGAAUACACAAUCACUCGUGUUCAGAUUGGAUUAAGCCUCUCGUCACUCCAUCAACUGUGAUAUACGAGGAUUGUAUUGACGAUUUCAAGAUUUUGAUUAUCGAAAAGUACCUGCAUACAUCUGUUGUCGAUGCAAUUUAUCAAUUGGGGGCUACUCCAGGUGUCCCUCCAAUGUGGGCUCGUCUUGCAUCUGUUAUUGAGACAAAUCGGAUGAAGGAGAGGCUCCAUGAAGGAAAAUCUCCAACCAAUUCCCAAAUCCUAUCCGAUGAGGAUUUCGACGAUGCGAUUCGAAUCUCGCUGGAACAGCACUUGGCAGACAAUCUGAAGUCAAUUGUGCAAGAUCCCAGAUUCCGUCCAGAUAUUUGUAUAUCUGGGAAGGGCCCGGAUAUUUGGCCAGAACCAAUUCUCCAUUUUGCAAUUCGAGUGGGAAACCCCAGGCUGCUGCAGCUGCUUUUAGAAGCCAACUGCGAUCCCAAACUUGUCCAUGAGGCUGACGGAUGGACCGGCCUGCAUCAAUGUGCACGGUUCAAUAGAGUUGAUGCAGCCAACGCUGUGUUUCUUCUCCGAGCUGGGGUGUCUGACUUGGUCAAAAAUAUGAAUGGGAAGACAUGUUGGCACACCGCCGCAGCAAAUGGCAAUAUCCCAGUCCUGAACGCCUUGAUUGAGCUGGGCUCCAACACGGCCAAUACCCUCUGCACAACUUCAAAGCAAGGAAGAACUCCUCUAGCUGCUGCUAUCCUCGAAUCAGAAAUUGAGUCGGCGCUUCUGUUGUUGGACCACUGCCAUGUCGGGUUUGAAGUGUUCCAAAGCGAUAAAUCACUUCUAGACGAGGCUAUUUCAAUCGGAUCGGCUACACUCUUUACACGGCUGUAUGAACAAAUGAAACAAGCAGGAUCAAAUGAAGCACUUCAACUCUCCAAGCCACUCAAAAAUAUCAACAUGGCAUGCUCGCCCAAGCUUUUGAGCUAUCUUCUAACCACCUGGCCCACCGACGACAAAGGCAAAUCCGAAGCACUUACAAAUUAUCUCCUCGAUGCGAAUAGCCCCGAGUUCAAGGAUCCAACCAGAUAUCCCGAGAAGGCUGACCUUCGUCAAAUCAUCCGGCAGCUCUUGCCAUCGGUUGCCACAGUGGACAAGCAGAAUUCCUCGGUUGAGUUCUGGAGCACCUUUUGCGACAAAGUCGUGGUUAACCUGACCAGAUCAUGCAUUCAUCAGAACAACAGCACGUGUCGAAAGAAUCUCGUCACCAUGAUAUUUGAAAUUUUAAUUGAAACCGGGGCACUGGACUCAUACGAACGGAACAUGAAUCUCUCAAGCUGCAGCAAGUUGUUUAGAUCACUUCUGGACCGCGGCAGAGACCUCACAUGCUCGUGGAUCGCCCCGUCCGUCCACCGCGUCAUCAAGAGAAGCACUCUUUCGGAGGACCUCGCCAAUGAUGCAGCAUCGGAAAAGGUGCUAUCUCUUGCGGUACAACAAUCCAACACUGACCUCGUGGAGCAGCUUCUGCAUUAUGGUGUUAGUGUCCAUGCAGCUUGCAAUGGCUUGUCACCUAUUGAGCAAGCAUGCUAUAGCGCAGACCUCCCGACUUUCAAGUUGGUAAUCAAGCAUGCAGAUAAGUCUCAGAUCAACAGCGCUGGAACGGAAGGCAAGACACUGUUGCAUUUGGCGGUCUCUGGGACCGCCCCGGGGUACUUGGACAAGAUCCAACGGCUACUCCAGCUGGAUGCAGACAUCGACGCAAAGGUUGAUGAUCCGAACGAAGACACGGCUCUAACCUUGGCGUCCCGUACCGAGCGCCAAGACAUCGUCGCACUCCUCGUCUCGGAGGGCGCCAAUGCUCUCCAUCGAGGGCGUGAUGGGUGGACGAUACUCCAUGCUGCAGCACUCACCGGCGAUCUUCGGUAUCUCCGAUCUCUGGAUCGAGCACAUGUGCCGUCGUCAUACUGGCGAGGCACCUGUGACUUUCCUCUGGUUCACAUCCACAGACGAAACACCGCACACAUUAAACAAAAUGUCACUGCCGCCCAUCUAGCAGCUGACAGGGGAAGGACGAACUUUCUACGUUUUAUGGCUCAGCACAACUUGCCGCUCGAAGUCAAUGCAAUGACAGGGAUCCCAGCCAUAGCGCCGCUGCAUGUGGCAUGUUUAUGGGGGCACCUUGAAGUCGUCGAGUUCCUCGUUGCUGCAAAGGCCAAUAUCAAUGCAAGGGACUCAGACGGCCGUCUUCCAAUAGAUAUCGCAGCACGGCGCGAGGAUAUUGCAACCGUCAAAGUUUUGUUGAAAUCAGGCUCCGCACCACCAUCCAGCAUCUCCGGUCUCUCACUUGCACGUCUUCUGUCAGAAGAAACGGAGACUGUGGAGGGUUCCAGGAAUUCAAAGGCCAUGUCUCGAUUCUCUUUUGAACAAGCAAUCAUAGACGGUGACCUCAGCCGGUGUAAAGAAAUGGCCAAGAGCGGCGAAUCAAUCGACGCGAAGCUCCUCACGCAUGAAUUCACGCCGCUAGUGCGUGCCGUGAUCCAGGGUCAAACAGCCAUUGUUGACUGGUUAGUCUCAUCAGCAGUCGAGGUGAGUAAUCCGGUCAUUAGCGGACUACAUCCAGAACUGCGAUGUAUCGCCUCUCUCGCCACAUACUACUUCCGGUCACCUCAGACUCUGUCUGCCGUCAUGAGCCUCGCCUUAAGUCAGGGUGUGAGCUGGCACGAAAGCAUACUGGGUCCAUUGCAUGUCGCCAUUUUGGACAGGAAUAUGGAAGCAUUGGAGGUGACCUUGAAACAAAUCCGUAAAAACGAUCAUGCGUACCGAAGAAUGAUCGAGGCUGAUUUGAUAUGCGCCCCCGCUGCUACCGUUCAAUGGAGGCAUCGAACUGCUCUGAAUAUCCUUGUCAACUCAUUCAACCACAAGAAAGCAUUGUCAGACAAUUCACUCUGGGAAGUAAAGUGGCCGCCCGGCUCACCACUGCACUGGGCCAUCCGCAACAGUGAUGUUCCCGCAGUGAAAUUGCUUCUCGAGAACGAGGCCGAUGUCAAUAAAGCCGAUUCACGUGGGAGGACGCCUUUGGAACUGGCAGUCUCGAGCAAACACCCCGCCGAACUUGUACAAGAACUUCUCCAAGCUGGCGCUGGUCUCGCUGAACCAAGCGGCAAUCGGAUUGAAACAAUGGAAGAUGCCGUUUGCAACGGAGACAUAGGAGUUAUCAAGGCUCUAGCAGAAGCUGACCCUGAGACUCUGAAAGGCGUUAGUCAAUGCUCUGCGGAUACACUUCUGCAAUCCGCACCAUCCGCAGCUGUAUUUCAGUUCCUGGUAUCUCGAGGGGCAGAUCCUUUCAAAGGCAUGGAAUUGCCAGCCGGAUAUUCAGCCGUUGCGUCGCUGAUUGAUCCCGAUUAUGAGUUGAGCGGAUUCGCUCUCAACUCGGGCCUAGUGGUUCAGUCAUCUGAGGACUCACUAGCGUUUUGCCUAUUUAAGCUAGCCAAUGACAGCGGCCAAGAAAGCGUCUGCUUGGUCAAAAUGAUUGGCCGUGUUAUCCGUAGUGAUGCUUUCAUGCACGCCGUAAACACGACAAGUCGAGCUUUUGGAAGUACCUUGUGCGUGGCGGCGUCGCUUGACGCAACAGGGAUGGUGAAAGCACUGAUGACAAUGGGCGCAGAGCUGGAGUUAGAGGGGUGCCGAUACGGGUCGCCAUUGAUGGCUGCUUGUGCUUGGGGAAAUCUGGACGCGGCAAGAUGCUUGGUCCGGGCAGGAGCCCAACUGUGCUAUGUCAAUGACGAAGGCACGCAGCGCAGUGCAGUCCGCGCAGCUUCUCGACACAAAAAGGUCAUACAAUGGCUCCUCGUUGGCAGGUACACGGAACAGCUAAAGAUCGACUACCAGCCAUCACAAGCCACGUCUCACGAGACAGUGUGGAGUGGCCCAAGGCUCUUCAAGCUUGCAUUACCAACCUACAUGCAUCGCGAUUUUGAUGAGUCUCGGUGGAGUCAUCUGCGGAGACUUCAGAAAUGGAGCGAAGGAUUGCGUGGCUGUGCCUUGGCCGAGAGCCGAAGGAAUAGUGGGCUGGACUUUGACGCUGAAUUCGGGGCUGCGUCAAGUCAAAGAGUUGCACAAGCCGCUCACGAGCGGUUCCUUGCGAGCUUGGGGGAAUCCCGAGAGCAAUCAGCUCUGGGAGGGACGUGAAUUCCUGGUUGAAAUGGUUUCAUCCAAGCUAUCAAUCUUUCUUAGAGGAGUGGUAUUGAGUGGUUUCGUUUGUAAUCUCCAUACAUACAAAAUGCAUGUGGCGCGUUCG